Messenger RNA from Funneliformis mosseae, 3405 nucleotides. The record is from the annotation of a GenBank genome assembly. NCBI's taxonomy places the organism in Eukaryota, Fungi, Glomeromycota, Glomeromycetes, Glomerales, Glomeraceae.
AUGAAUAGAGCAAUAUUGAGAAAAUUUAUCAAUAUUUCCGCAAUUCACUCUUUUAAGCAGGAAGGGAAAAGACGUAUCACACCUUGCAUUAGUUCUUUAUUUUUGCAAAAACGAUGUCUUGCUACACCAAGUGAGACUACGAUGACUGUAAGAGAUGCCUUAAAUAUCGCGCUUGAAGAGGAAUUUAUUCGUGAUGAUCGUGUCUUCUUACUUGGCGAGGAAGUUGCCCAAUAUAAUGGUGCAUAUAAGGUAUCAAAAGGCUUACUUGAUAAGUUUGGCCCGAAAAGAGUGAUUGAUACACCAAUCACAGAAGCUGGUUUUGCUGGUUUAGCUGUCGGUGCGGCAUUAUCUGGAUUGAGACCAAUUUGCGAAUUUAUGACAUUUAAUUUUUCCAUGCAAGCAAUUGAUCAUGUAAUUAAUUCUGCAGCAAAAAUAUUAUACAUGUCCGGUGGAGUUGUACAAUGUCCUAUAGUUUUUCGUGGACCAAAUGGUUCGGCUGCGGGUGUUGCCGCUCAACAUUCCCAAGAUUAUUCAGCAUGGUAUGGCGCUAUUCCUGGAUUAAAGGUGGUUUCCCCAUGGGAUAGUGAGGAUGCGAAGGGUUUAUUGAAGGCUGCAGUGAGAGAUCCCAAUCCUGUAGUUGUGUUGGAGAACGAACUUCAAUAUGGAGUUUCUUAUCCAGUAUCUCAAGAAGUGAUGUCACCGGAUUUUGUACUGCCGAUCGGAAAAGCAAAAAUAGUGCGUGAAGGCAAAGAUGUAACGAUCGUAGCACAUUCAAGGCCAGUAAACUUUUGUUUAGAGGCAGCUGAUAAAUUGUAUAGCGAAGAAGGGAUUUCUGCCGAGGUCAUAAAUUUGCGCUCAAUUAGACCACUUGAUAUCAAUACAAUUGUUAAUUCAUUGAAGAAAACUAACCAUUUGGUGACUGUCGAAUCAGGAUAUCCCCAAUUUGGUGUUGGUAGUGAAAUAUGUGCUAUUGUGAUGGAAACGGAAGCAUUUGAUUAUCUGGAUGCUCCAGUAGAAAGGGUGACUUGUGCUGAAGAUUUGACUUAUCCAGAUGCAAAUGUAAUCGUUAAAGUUGAAAGGAUAUCAAUUGAGGAAUUAUAUGGUAAAAAACUAUGUGAUCUCUCCAAGCCUUGUAGAAAAGACGGAUUCUUGCGCGAUGACGGGGCUUCUCUACGAAAAUCAUUUGAAACAGUCAAGAAUGAGUGUGGUAAUCUAGGGCAAGCACAUUUACGUCUAGCUGGCAAUUUAGCUGAAAUUGUAUUACAACCAUUACUUAAAUCUAAAGAGGGGCAUGCUAAACGUCUUAAAUCAAGUAGAGAAGAAUUAACUGGAUAUUUGAAAAUUUAUGAACGGUUAGUUGCUGACGUAGAAAAAUUACGUAGUAAUUAUGUGAAUAAAUGUCAAAUAGCUGAUGAGGCAGAGGAAAGAGCUGCCAGCGAAGCAUUAGCUCAAAAAUCUUUAGAGAAAGGAAAAGUGAAAAAUGGUUUCCAAUUAUUAGUUGUUGUUCUCGGUCAACAAUCCUUUACAGAGGAUGAACUUAUGAAAUUUCUUUCACGAAUGCGCGAUGAAAUUUCUUCUCGAGAAGUAAAAUUUCCAAUAUUAGGAGUAUAUAAUGAUGUAUACAGUGGCGAGGAUAUUGUCAAAUGGUUACAAGAAAAUCACCCUAAUGCACGUACUUUGAAGGAAGCUGAAAUUAUUGGUCAAGAAUUGGCUGAUCAAGGAUUUUUACGUCUUAUCGGUGCAUACGGAAAUAAAUUUACUGGUAAUCCUUCCUCUUACUUUCAAUGGAAGAUAAAAGCUUUUGAUCUCAGAGCUACUGAAGAACCUAUUACUUUGUCAAAAAGUUGGGGUGAUUUGGUUUCGACUAUCGCUAUUACACCUAGUCAGCCAAUUGAAAAGCGUGCUCGUAAGGAGGCUAAUGAAGCUGAUGAGGCUUAUAGACAUGCAGUUAGAAGACUUGAUAAAACGCGUCAAUAUCUUGAAGAAUGUAUGGUCGAUCAUUUGAAUUUCAUGGAAAAAAGUGAAUUGGAUCGCAUUAAGGCUUCGAAAACAGCUUUCCUGAACUACGCCGCGACAUUUGGUAGCAUUAUUUCUACCUUUAAGGAUAUGUCAGAGAGAUUGCUUAUUUAUCAUGAGGCUUUAAAACCAGAAAACGAUAUUCAAUUCAUGAUUGAAAGAUAUCGUACUGGUCCAUUCAUUCCACAGGUCAUUUUAUAUAAGAAUCAGUACAACGGAAGUGCAAAUGAUCAGACGUUUGGUGUUCCACUAGAAGAGAAGGCUAAGCAUGAUUUAAAGUAUAUUCCACAGAUUGUAACAAAGUGUCUUAGUUGCAUAACCAAAGGAUUUUCUAAAUGGAAUGAUGCUGGUGGAAAAGUUGCGUUAAAACUAUUGAGAGAACAUGAUUUAUCUGUUGUUGCAGGAGUCCUGAAAUUGUAUUUCUUGGAAUUACCUGAAUGUUUGCUCACCUUUGAACUUUAUGAACCAGUGAAGAUGUUAUAUUCAAUUACCUUGUCUGUGGAACCUGAUGAUAGGUUUAUCACAACUAUUUCUCAACUAUAUGGGUUUAUUUUAUUAAGGCCAUCAAAUAAAUCUUCAAUUUAUCUUGAUGACAAGCAUCCAACCAAGUUAUUAAAGGACCUAAUUAUUUACUAUGACGAGAUAUUUAAGAAUUUAAAUCUUACAUCAAGCUCAAUAGGCGAAGUGAUGAGACGUUCUAUGAGCCGUGAUUCUUUGCAGUCUAAUAAAUCUACCAAGUCAAAUCGCUCAUCUAUUUCUAAUAAUCGUUCCAGUCGUAGCAACAUUACAAUAAAUACUUCACCAUCUAUGAAUAAAUAUAUUAAGGACUCUCAAGUGAAAGAAAAUGAAUAUCCAAAUGGUAUUAUUCAAAAUGGUUCGGAACCAACCACUGGGGUAUCAACUAACCUUCCUAUCGAGAAUACAUACAUAUUGUCUCCAAUUGAUGCUGUAAAGGAACCAGAUUUCAUAGAAAAUAGUCCUAUAGCAGGUUCAGGUUACAGCAAAGAGGACUCGUUGUCAACUAAUCAUGGAACAACUGGAUUAGGUCGCCGUCGAGGAUUUCGACGACAAUCACGUGGAGCUAGUUCACCUUCAGGUUCAAUAAGCCGCUCAAGAAGAAAGACUCGUGAAUCAGAAAAUUGUAAUGAUCCAGAUGGCGGUUAUGAAGACAGAAUAUCGGAUUCAGGAUCAACAGAAUCAUCCCCCGUCUCACCGAUUUCUAGAACUAAUUCUAGAAAGUCAUAUUCUUCUCGUCCAAAUUCAGGACAUUUUGUAUUUCCAAACAAAUCAUUUAUUUCAGUUGAUGAUACUACGUUAGUAGCUGUACCCAUUACCCCUCACGAUCAUCAGCCAAAGAAUCCCUAUCCAGGUGAAACCUAUGAAUUUUAA